GAGUUCUCUGGGACAGAAGGGAGUUGGGGUGGUGGCCUUUCCCAAACAGGUGAAACUCUGGUCUCUGGCGUUCCCUGUCUAAUUCCACAUAGGUGGGGAUUUUGGACUGAGCUAGUCAAAGUAGUGACCCUAGAGGGGCAGAUUCAGGCGAUAAAAUCUUUCUCUUCCUCAAAUCCAGCUCCUGAUAGAUCACCACUGUGUCCUGGGACCUUGUAACCUUGUAACCUUGUGACAGAGCAUCCUGUCUUGAAAGUAUCCCACCCAGGUAGCCACAAUACCACAGUGUUCAGGCUGCCACCCAAUCCUUGUUAUAUCCUGGCAGCUCUGCAGCUUUGUCCCUUCCGAUCCACAUUUUCCCACCCCCCCCCCACUCAUACUGAAGACCCUGAAUUUUCUACCAGCACUUAUGUAGGGUUCUUAGGUCCACACAGGGGAAAUUCUACUGGCCUUUAAGACUCCCCAGCCUCCUCUGGGAAGCCUUUAUGAACAUCUAGGGCUAAGAGGGAAACUCUCCUGGUUAAGCCACCCUUUGCAUUGAUUCCUUUUCCUCCAGUCUCUUCCAGUAGACUGGGAGUCAGGGAUAGACUGAGAAGGCAGGCUCCUGCUGCCCAAGAACCCUCCAAAAAAACCAACCAGGACAGGGCCUGACUUCUGUCUGCUAAAUACAUAUGUGUGUGUGUGUGUGUGUGUGUGUGUGUGUGUGUGUGUGUGUAUAAUUUGUUCACAGAUAUUGUGUGUGAGGUGGUGGUGAGAAAUCUAAUAUGUAGCCCAGGAUAGCUUUACCAUGUAGCUUACUAUGUAGUCAGGGCUAGUCUGGGAUUCCCAAUCCUACUAAGUCAGCCUCCCAAAUGUGGACCAUGACACACAGUCUUUGUUUGAUUUAAGUAUAAUUUCCAGUUAAUUUUGUUUCCAGAGGACAUUGUGUUCUUCAGUCUGUAAAGGGGUUGGAUUCUUUCAUGGGACACACGGCCAAGGGUCUAAACUGGGACAAUGGUGUUCAGUCCUUUGGGCUUCGGGAGGGUGUUUAUUUUCUAGAACAACACAGUUCUCUCACUGAGAGAGAUUAGAGCUUCAUAUACAGUUUGGGAAGCACAAAGCUGCUGAAUAUAAUCGAUUUGGAAAUGUCUCUGAUGACUGUGGUGUGGGCUUCUCUGACAUUUGACUAAAACUUAAAAUUACCUCUCUCUCUCUCUCUCUCUCUCUCUCUCUCUGUGUGUGUGUGUGUGUGUGUGUGUGUGUACCAGUGUAACCCUGCACUUGUGGAGGUCAAAGAGAAAUUGUGAGAUUUGGUUCUCUUGUCCCACUUGUGGGUCUGGGGAUAGAACGCAGGUAAUCAGGCUUGGUGCAGGCACCUUUGUCUGCUAAGCCAUCUUUUUUAUUUCUUCUUGGUUUUUCAAGACAGGGUUGCUUUGGCUGUCCUGGAACUCACUCUGUAGACCAGGCUGGCCUCGAACUCACAGAGAACUGCCUGCUUCUGUCUCUGGAGUGCUGGGAUUAAAGCCGUGCACCACCACUUCUUGAUGGCCCAGAAAACUUUCUUUUCUUUGUUAUAAUAAUUAUUAUUAGAAAUCUAUGUAGCCCAGGCUGGCCUUGGAUUCCUGGGUUCUCCUGGGCUUGAGGCAUCCUCUAGACUGAGACUCCAGAGUAGCUCUGAAUACAGGCCACCAUGUGCCAUGGAAAUUGGCCUUAUUUUUGUUUUUGCUUCAGUACUGGAGAUGGAACCUAAGGUCCAACCUAUGCUAGUCAAGCCAUCUACCACCAAGCUUUAUCUCCAGCCUUCUCCUCCUCCUCCUUUUUCUUUUCUAAAUUUUGAGGUGGAGUCUAAGUUGCCCAGAUUGGCCUUAAACUCAUUCUGUAGCUCAGGCUGGCCUUGAACUUGUGAUCCUCCUGCUCCUCAGCCUCCCAGGAGGCUUCUUACAACCAGGCCCAGCUUCUGCUGAACUAAUGUCUUGUCCUCCUUGAGUAUCACGGAGGCAGUUUGUCCAGCAGCAAUCAUACUUGGCUGUAGCUCUUUGGGGCAUGUCUCUUCAUCUCUAUCUCUCUGACUCUCUUCUCAAAAUUAGAUUUUAAGCUGAACAUUCUUUUCGUUUUCAUUUAAAAUUUCUUGUUUUUGAGACAAGGUCUCAUUAUGCAUUCCAGGAACUCUCUCUUAGAUCAGACUGGUCUUGACCUUUGAGGGUCCUCCUGCCUUUUCCUCUUAAAGAUUACAGGCCAGGCUUCAAGCUACACAUUUCUCUCCCCCUUUUUUAAAUGAUAUUAUUUUUACGUGGAGGUGGGGUGAAUGAGUGUACAUGUGCGUGUGGAGGCAGCCACCACCUUUCUUGAGACAACGUGGCUUAAUAUUCAUGGUCAGGUGAGGCUGGAAGGUUGGUGAGUCUGGGGAUCCACCCAUCCCUUUCUCAUUGGGACUGCCAUGCCAACUUGUAAAAUGUGGUUCUGGGGAUCUAAACUCAGGUCCAUGUCAUGUUUGCAAGUGCUUUACUGACAACAGGGUUUCUCUGUGUAUAUCUGUCGCUGUCCUGGAACUCACUCUGUAGACCAGGCUGGCCUCAGACUCUGCCUCCUGAGUGCUGGAUUAAGGGCUGCACCACCACUGCCCGGCCACCCACACAUUCUUAAGAGAAACUACUUUAUGUCAAGGACAGAGUGUAGGUCAGUACUUAGCAGGUCCUGGAAUACAUCUCUAGUACCAAAAAGGGAAGCGAAUUUUAUGAAAAGCAAACAAAUAAAUGUGUUAACAGAAAGUUAAGUUGGGUGUGGUGGUAUACACCUGCAGUGCCAGCUGCCCACCAGACCAUUUGAAGGGCAGGCCUGGAAAUACGGCCAGAUCCUUGUUUCAAAACAGAAAAGAAAAACAGAAAGGAAGAAAAUAAAAGUAUAUGUGUAGCCUCUUACGCCUGCUGGGUACUCCAGCCUGUACUGCUCUGCGUAGGACUGCAGACUACAAAUCCCAGCUUGUCUCGGUCAUUGAAUUUUUCCAUGCCACGCCCCCUCCCCGGGACUGAGUUGGGACUAGAGGGCGGGGCCUGAGGGUAGCUGGGCCCCCGGCACGGCCUGGGGAGUGCAAAGCCGCACGCCCUCUGGGGUACGCAAAGCGCAGGUGCGACUGGCUACGGGAGCAGCUUCAUCCAGUAGCGGGCUUUUGUGGCAGCAGUUUCGGCAACAGGUGUGCACAGGUCCCACCCGACUCCACCCUGGAAAGUCCUUUUGAAGAAAUGGCCUUGGUGAGGGGCGGCUGGCUGUGGAGACAGAGCUCCAUCCUCCGCCGUUGGAAGAGGAAUUGGUUUGCUCUGUGGUUGGACGGCACGCUGGGUUACUACCAUGAUGAGACGGCACAGGACGAGGAGGACCGUGUGCUUAUCCACUUCAAUGUCCGAGACAUAAAGGUCGGCCAAGAGUGUCAUGAUGUGCAGCCCCCAGAGGGCAGGAGCCGAGAUGGUCUGCUGACAGUGAACCUACGGGAGGGUUCACGCCUGCACCUGUGUGCAGAGACCCGGGAUGAUGCCAUAGCAUGGAAGACAGCGUUGCUGGAGGCGAAUUCCACCCCGGCCCCAGCUGGAGCCACCGUCCCACCCAGGAGCCGUCGGGUUUGUCCUAAAGUCAGGUGUACGACCCUCUCUUGGAACCCCUGUAAGGUUGAGAGGCGGAUCUGGGUACGCGUCUACAGCCCGUAUCAAGACUACUAUGAGGUCGUGCCCCCCAACGCGCAUGAGGCAACAUAUGUCCGCAGCUACUAUGGGCCUUCUUAUGCAGGCCCUGGUGUGACACACGUGAUAGUGAGAGAGGAUCCUUGCUACAGCGCGGGCGCCCCUUUGGCCAUGGGCAUGCUUGCUGGGGCCGCCACAGGUGCUGCUCUUGGUUCUCUCAUGUGGUCGCCUUGCUGGUUCUGAGCCCUGGGGCUCCGACUUCCAGACCUGAACAUAAAAGACAAGACGCUCUUCUUCGUGGACUACCCAUUUAAACCCUGUCUCAUUCUGACCUUUCCCUCUCUGUUAAGCUCUCUACGCCUGGCCCAUUCCACCACUUAUUGUCCCUCCCUCUCAGAGGAAGCUAACGUCUCAGGCUGACUUGGCCGAAAUCCUCACCCCUACUGCCAGACACCCUUAAAUCACAAACAGAUCUAUUUCUUCUAGACACAGUGAACAUGAUUUCAUUUAGCUACAAGUGUCUGAGGGAUGGCCAUCACAAGAAAAAACAACAAAGCUACAGUUAUCAGUCUGACUAGGACACAUGCAAGGAGCAAGGCUGGGUGCUGCUGGCAGCAAGGGCAGAGAACAUCCUUACCUGUCCAAAGAAUCAACAGCUGGCUUGGUUCUGAGGCAGGGUUUGGACUGUAGUGUCCUCCAGGCUAAGGAGCUUGCUUGAUAAAGGUGAUGGAGCUCUUUAUGGAGGAAAGUUUUAUGAGUUCAACUACCAUAAAUAUCUUGCCUGUUUUGUUAGCACUAGCACAUAUCCUUACUCCAUACACCAAGUUGUUUUCAUUAGGAAAUGCCUUUCUGAUCCCAUGAGCUCAGUUCUAUUGCUGUGACUGUUACCAUCUGCAGCUUUUUCUCUUCCUCUACUCUGGCCCACUUUGGCACCAGCAUGGGGAACUCAUGUGCCUGCCUGCAAGUGGCAAGCCAUCUCUCCAUUUGUUCCUGGUUCCAGACUCUUCCACUACCCUAUCCCAGUUGCCAAUAGAAAAGCUAAAAUCCCUGGCCCCAGUGGGCAGAGUAUCCACUAAAGUUCCCUGUAGAUGAGAAGGGCUCCGUUGGCCCUGCUGCAGAUACUAAUAAAGACGUGACUGGUCCCAGAACUGGCUCUGCUUGCUUUGUUCCUCCAGGGGAGGUUUCAUCAGGACAUCUCUGUGACCCACUGAUAAAAUGUAUUAUGAAGUCAGAUGGAAUUGGUAACAACAUGUGAGCUGAACAGUUUUGGACAACUCAUUUCCACGGCAGAUGGAAGUUGGCCUUAUCUGAAGACUCAAAGGAGAGGCUAUGCCAGGGUUUCUGUUCUAUGCUCUGAGCUAAUGGAGAGAUGGCACUGAGACCUCUGAUGUUAGAAUAUUUGUGUGCACACACCAGGUCAGAGGUCAACAGCCAGAGAGUCUUUAUCAAUCUUCACCUUUUGAGAUUUCUCAUGGGUUUGGCUAAACUGACUGGCCCGUAAUCCUCAGGGAUCCCCUUGCCUCUGCCUUCCCAUGGCUGAGGUUAAAGGUUCAUGCUGUGGCACUCAGCUUUUUACUUGAGUGCUGGAUCCUGGCACUCAGCUUUUUACUUGAGUGCUGGAUCCUGAUGUUUGUGCAACAAGGACUCUGCUGACUGGGAUAUCUCCUUAGUUACCAAGCAUUAGAACUGUUUCCACAAUAGCUUCCCUACCUAAGUAGAACCAAUUAAUUCUUGUCAUAGAAACCUGGUGGCCACAGACACAUAGAACCUGCAUCAGGCUUCUGGAAGCUGACAAAGAGCAGAAAUAGUUGCAAGAACUGAUUUAAAGCCAUAGAAAGGAAAACACAGGGCAGCCAGGGCUGGAUGCUAGAUUCCAGAAUUGAGAAUGACUCUAUGUUGUGGGAUAUCUGUGCACUGAGUCAAAGUGUAUUGCUGUGACCGUUGUAAUAAAAACCUGAAUGGCUAAAAGUUAGGCAGUUAGUAUAGGUGGGCCUUCAGGGCAAAGAGAGAACUCUGGAAAAAAGGCAGAGUUGCCAGUCAGGGACUAAGAGGAGACAUGGAAGAAGCAGGAUGGGUGGUAUGAGACAGAACUAGGUUAAUUUAAGUUGUUAAAGCUAGUGGGACAAGCCUAAGCCAAGGCCAAGCUUUCUUAAGUCUUUGUGUUGUUAUUUGGGAGCUGGUGGCCCAAAGAAAAAUCCAACUACAACCAUCUAUCAGGUUGAGCAGAGGGGGCAACUCUUGCACUGAAGAGUUCCAUAAACCACAAGACCAGUCCUCCAAGGCACUUCUCAUUGCAGUUCCUUACCUGUGUUCAUCCACUCCUCUUUCUCACGGCAACGGUAGUGCACUAAUACUAGCUUUGAAGACAGCUGCACUGAGUUCUCUGGCCCGUGGCUUCUAUAUUUUUGUUAACGGGACAGGAGUUAGAUGUGGCUGGCCAAAGACAGGGAUUUCCUUUGUUCUAUAAAUGGCCAGAGAGUAAAUACUUCAGACUUUGAGGUCCUAAGAACUGUUUUACUGUUGUCAUCCAAGCAGUGGUAGAAUUGGGAGGCAGAGGCAGAGGCAGGCGGAUCUCUGUGAGUUAAAGGCCAGCCUGGUUUACAGAGUGAGCUCCAGGACUGGUUUCAUAGCUACUGGGAAACCCUGUCUUGAAAAACAAAAAAGAACUAUUUUAAGUGUUCAAUUGUAUCUGAAUGGUUUCAAAGUAUUCCUGAGUUCCAGUAAAGCUUAUUUAUUUUUGGCCCUUUGAGACAGGGUUUCUCUGUGUGACUCUAGCUGUGCUGAACUCUGUAGACUAGGCUGUCCCUUGAACUCAGGAUCAACUUGCUUCUGCCUCCUGAAUGCUGUGAUUAAAGGCAUGUGCCACCAUACCUGGCUAAAGUUUAAGUUUAAGCAGUGGGCAGAGCAGUGGUGGUGCAUGCCUUUAAUCCCAGCACUUGGGAAGCAGAGACAGGAGAAUCUCUGUGAGUUCCAAGAAAAGCUCCAAAGCUACAGAGAAACCCUGUCUCAAACAAAACAAAGAACAAACAAACACUGGGCUAGAUGCAGUCAGAAGCCCUGCUUGCAAGGUCAUGUGCCACCCCUGCCCCCAACCUAAGACAGAAGUUUUACUUUGUAACCCAUGCCAAACUUGAACUCCCAAUCCUACUGCCUCAGGCUCUCGAGUACUGCCUUUUACAUGUGUGCAUCUUGUCAGCUAAAACUACCUUAAAAAUAAAAGUCAUUCCUUGCCUGGCAGCAAUAUAAUCUCUUCAUCAUGUCAACAUUAUAAAGUAUAAAUGACAUGACACAAAGCAAGACUAUAGUCUGUGUGUGAUACAGUAUUCUCCUUGCUGGUAACAGAACACCACAAGCUUAAACACAAAAGAAUAUUAUGGACAUGGUAACCACAUAUGUAUAAGGGUCUGGCUGGUGUAAUAUUUUGUAAACUUUUUUGAUGAGCAGAACUACACUUAAAAAUAACAGCUAAGGGGCUGGAGAGAUGGCUCAGAGGUUAAGAGCAUUGCCUGCUCUUCCAAAGGUCCUGAGUUCAAUUCCCAGCAACCACAUGGUGGCUCACAACCAUCUGUAAUGGGGUCUGGUGCCCUCUUCUGGCCUGUAGGCAUACACACAGACAAAAUAUUGUAUACGUAAUAAAUAAAUAUUUUAAAAAAAUAACAGCUAAGCAAUAUAGGCAUUUAUUACUACUAUCAUGAAUUAUACAUAAUUGUAUGUACUCUACUUUUAUGUGACUGAAAACACAACAGAUUAUACUAACAUUACCACAGACAAGAGAUGUUUUCUGCUAUCAUCUGACAUAUUUUUGCUCAGUUGUAACUGUAUCAGACCUUGCUUAAUAUAUGGUCCAUCAGUAAGGGCUGUCUCUCAAAUUGCAACCCCUCUUUUCCACUUUUGAAAAGAUUUCCAACUCUCUGUUUCCAACCAACCCAUCUGUCUUGCUCUUCACCUACAAACUUACUGUAUUUCAAGUGCAUUUUUGCAGCUCUAGGAGGGAAGAAGCAUGAGUCUUCAGCACACUGGCAUGAAUGGGAAACCAAGUCAAUAACUGUUUUCUUUUGUGUCUUAUUUAUAUAUUUAGCAGCAAAAUUGCAUUUAAAAAAAAUCUAGAGGAUGAACAAACUUUACUGCUUCAGCUCAAGAACCCCAAGCCAAAUAAAAAACAGCAAUAUGAAAAAAUAGCAUACUGGUUACUUUCAAAGAUAACAAAAAGAAUCAAAUGCAAUAGUGUAUGAAGACAAUCGCUCCCUGUUGGGCCAAAAUUACCUCUGGGCCUCGAGGCCUAUAGGACAGAAAAAAACGUCUGGCUCGAGUGUGAGUGAAGAUGAGAGAGCAAAAAUUAGGUAGACGCCCCUCCAGCCAGAGGGAGGGCUUGGCUGUCUCUCAUUGGCUGGAGAUACCCCAUAUCAUACGAUGUCACUUGAGCUAUAUAAGCUGAUGCUCACAGUAAUAAACUCCCUAUCACGGCAGAUUGUCUUCCAUCGUGGGGCUGCAGAAGGGGAGGGUAGUGCACUCACCUUCCCUGGGGAAUAAGCAGGCCUA
Messenger RNA from Alexandromys fortis (reed vole), 8186 nucleotides. It is a transcript of the gene Plekhb1, whose product is annotated as pleckstrin homology domain containing B1. Lineage: Eukaryota; Metazoa; Chordata; Mammalia; Rodentia; Cricetidae. The transcript has 8 exons. Bases 3216 to 3890 code for a protein of 224 amino acids. Gene Ontology annotation, cellular component: membrane. Gene Ontology annotation, biological process: regulation of cell differentiation. The record is from RefSeq and is a predicted model, not a curated record.